AUGGGUGUUCUGGACAAAGAGAUCGAUUUCCCCAGAGGUGGCGCUCCUAUUGUUCCCAAAUCACGUGCAGAGAAAUCGGGAACUUCACAAAAAUCUCAUAAUGAAGAAAAUCAGUUAUUUGGUGUGACCAAGAAGCGAAAAUCCAGAGGAACAGCGGGAACGUCUUCAGAGGUACCUGCUAAGAAAAGAAUAAUAGAGGAAAAAGCGGCAGUAUGGAGCAAACCGAUCUCACUGGAUCUUCUCACAGAAGGAGUUAUGGGUCUUGGUGUUGUCAUAGAGAUCCAUGAAGACUAUGUACUAAUGGAAACGGCGGAUUCAUGUCGUGUCAGAUUACCUGCUACUCAGGUGUCCAAAAAGUUCACAGAUAUGUUGAAACAGGAAAAGGUUUCUUUGGAAUCCUCAUUUAUUAUUGGGCAGUUGGUUCCAUUCCGUGUAAUACAACGGAGUUCACAAAUAGAAGUAAAGAAACGGAGCUUAGGUGGUAAGAAAAAGACCACUUCUCUGCCAAUUGUAAGCUGUGAUCCGACGAAGUUGAAUGCUCAUUUGUCUCCUGCAACACUCAUUCGCGGGCUCGUGUUACAUGCUACCGUAGAAAGUGUGGAGGAGAAAGGAGCAUUGCUCGAUAUUGGACUUCAGUCCGUGCAGGCUUUUCUUCCUGGAAAAAACCAACAACGCCCUGUUGAACAAGGUCAACCUGUUCUUGUUCGUGUUGAUUCCACGAAAAGCUCCAGAGUCAUAGUGGUCACUUCAUUUGUAGAACAGGAUAACCUCAGCUUGGAAGCAUGCGAAAAUCUGCAGUUGAACCACCUUAUGCCUGGUACGAUCGUCGAAUGCGAACCGGAUCCAGAGCCCGCAGUUACUGCGGGGAUUUACGUAACUCUAGGAAACGGUGUUCGAGGUUUCGUCGCUAAAAGUCAUCUACCACCUCGCCUACGCAGUGAUAUUACUCGAGUUGGACGUGCGCUGCGGUGUGUAGUGAUGUUUUGUCAGCAGAACACUCCGUUGCUAGUUUUAUCUGCACAUCCAGAUAUUGUUGCUAUUAGCAAGCCUGAGAAGAGGUCUUCGUUUCUGGGCUAUAGUAUUGGCGAUCGUGUAAAAUGCACUGUGAUCGAUGUCGUACCUCAAACGUUCCUGGUGUGCUUUUCGUUACCCGUUACAGAUGACAGUAAAGUUCCUCUGGUGACUGCAAUUGCCUACAAAAAAUAUCUCAAUAAGCCAGAGGAAAUAGAGUCAUUCUACUCGAUCGGAUCUGAGCAUAUGUGCCGCAUAAUGAAUUUCCGUUAUGCCGACCGAUGUAUGAUAGUAUCUACUCGAAAAGAUAUGCUUGCUCAGAAGGUUGUAUCGUACAAGGAUGUUGUACCAGGUGAACUAAUGGAUGCUAAGGUGACUGACAUUCACCCACGCGGGGUUCAAGUAUCGAUUUGUGAGACUGUAAAAGGCUUCAUUCCCGCUGAUCAUGCAUCCGACAAAGCGGUUGCAUUGGAGAAAGCUUUCCACGUUGGGUCCACUGUCAAGUGUCGUGUAUGGUUUGUAAACGAAGAGAAGAAACAAGCUUGGUUAACGGCUCGUCAGUCUCUUGUUAAUUACAAGGGGACGCUAAUAUCGUCCUACGAUUCUAAAUAUGAAGGCGCCAUCAGUGUCGGUAUCAUCGUGAAAGUCCUGCCCACAGGAGGAGCUCUUCUUCAGUUCUUUGGAACUGUUCGAGGACUUUUGGCGGCUAACGAAGCGAGAAAACUGGGAAAUGAAUUAAAAAUGGGACAAGUUUUGGAAGUACGAGUCACUUCUGUGGAUCCUCUGGAGAAAAAAAUGGUCCUUGCUCUACUGGAUGAUUCGCAGGUUGCUUCAGGUCAUGUUCUACAUCCCAAGGAAGUUGAUUUUUGUUCGGACGGUAAGCACGUAUUCACUGCGGUGAUAGACGAAGUAACCGAGUCUUUGGUGGGAGGACGUAGAUCCGAGAGAGCCAUGAUUCGUCUCGAAUCUCAACCUUCGAUUAAAGGCUCUUUGGCGGCCAAUCUCGUGUCUGAUUCACUGGAUUCGCCUGUUGAGACUAUGGGCAAAGUUUUUCGGUCUGGGAUGAAAGUACACCCUGUUUCACCACUUGGAAGUCUUGGUGGAAUGAAUCGGUUCACAUCGAAGCGUCUAGUCUGCGCUUGGCUCGAAACCUUCCGAAUGAACGUCCCGAAAUCGUUUGAUGACCUGAAGCAAGGCCAGAUCGUUUGCGGAAUCAUUCUACAACGUGUGGACGAUAAUAACUGUCUUUAUGUUGAGUUAGCAGGAGGAGCUGGUUUAAUUGGAAAAGUGGCCUAUGUAGACGUAGAUGAAGGAUUGGAGGGAGCGUCUAGAUUGCAAAUAGGCCAAACUGUAGUAGGACGGAUCCGUAGCAUACAUCACGAGAAAAAGACUUUCCGCGUUAGUCUGAAGCUAGCGGACUGUUCACCUGGUGAACAUUUGCCAUCGAAUUCUUUCUCUCCAUCCGCUUCUCUAGCUCUACACCUGCUCAGGUGCUGUGUUGAAGAAAUUUGUGUGUUUGCUCAGUGGUCGACUGUGAAACUACCGGCACCAGGUUCCCAUGUUGUCGCGACUAUUUCUCAGAUCGUUGACGAAGUUCUUUUUGUAACGUUCAACGGCAAGCAAACGGGUUUUGUUCGUAAAGGGAACCACAACGAUGACGUUAAGGUUGGCAACAAAAUCAAAUGUGUUGUUAUUGACUACGUGUUCCCUCGCAAUGACGCAGAAUUGGUCAUGGUAGACUCUGCCGACGUAAAGGUAUCAAAAGCAAAGAAAAAACGAGAGGAGAGCGAUUCCAUGUGUCGCGUUGUGUUGGUGAAACGUGAUUAUAUUUGUGUGCUGCCAAGUACUAAGAAGUGCCUGGUCUUUGUACCAUCGAGAUUCCAUCCAAAUCAAGUUGUUGAGGUCAAGAAUGCACGUGUAUCUGUCGGGGAUAAUGUGAAAAUAAGUGAUCCCAUCUCACUGUCGGAUAACUUGUGCAUUGGUUUCCUUGAUGGUGAUGCGAAUCUUAUUUCGAAGUUAUUCCCAGCACCGAAACUACAAACAUUUCCAGGGAAGAGGUCAGAAUCCAAAGAUGAUCAGCACGAAGACAGUCGUAAAAAGACGAAAUCUGAACUGGGACUUCGUACUAAAAGUGUAAAGAAUCUCGGAGUGUACACUGGUGUUGUAGUUGGACCAUGGAAUAGCGACGACCGUAACGACCACGGCAAAUUGGCUGUUGAGAUUGAAUUACCUGGAGGCAAUAUCGGCCGUUUGCACGCAUCUGAGCUCCCUUCUCGACUCUUAAUGGAACAUUCAUCUCCUCUCGAUGAGUUUAUCAGGAGAAAUCUCAAGAAGAACGUUGUCGUGAAAAUUAUAAAUUUUGUUGCGAUUAAAAAAGGCGAUCAAAAGGUGCGUGUCGCUGAGUUGACAAUGGCAGAAUCAAAAAUGUCGGAGUCGCGUAAGAAAGCAAGUGCAGUGGCAUUCCAAACGGUUUUCAGUCAAGGAGAUGUGGUCAGAUGUUUUGUGUCGCCUCAUCAAAAUGGAAAGAAUAAGAAUAUUCGAGUAGAGGUGAAUCCGCUGUGGUCGGGUCAGAUCGCUCACGAAGCAGUUAGUGAUGACUUGAAGGUCAAAGCACCUGAACACGAUGGUGAAGUGUUUGAAUAUCUUCCAAAGGCGGGCGAAAUGCGAAUGGCUAAAGUGUUAAGCGCUGUGAAGAAGCCGAAGGCUCACAGACACGGAAUACUGACUUUGGCCUUUGACAUGCAAGCUGAUACGAAGACAUUCGAGCCUGGUCAACGACUCACAGCAAGAGUGACUCAUGUGAACCACAAUCCGUUGUCAGUGCAGUUCCAUCUUGCUAAUGGACAACAAGCUGUAUUGUGUGCAACAGCCAUUGCGAACAAUUACGAAAAAGUUCAUCUUCAUAUGGAGCAUUUCAAGAGAGAUUCUAUAUUCCAUCUCUAUGCUCUUCGAAAAGAACAUAAUCCAAUGAGGAACUACGUCGUCGCUGAGGGCCGAUAUGAGUCAUACUUGAAGCAAAAAGAAAACAACAAUUUUUCCGAAUCUCGACGUUUGAUUGUCGACCGAAAAGAAGUUGUGCCCGGUCUAACGUGCGACGGAUUUGUAGUGAAGCAUAUGCCAGAUGCUAUCUUCGUUGAGAUUGGACCUGGAAUUCUCGGACGAAUACGAAAGAUUCAUUAUCCAGAAAUUACGACCAUCCCCCUCAAUUCGAUUAUUACUGUGAAGGUGCGCAAGAUUGACGCUCAAGGACGAAUCUCUCUGGCUCUCGUAACUAUUGUUGUUCAGGCAGAGACUGCUGUAAAAGAUAGGAAGCGCUUAAAGGAGGAAGAUGUAGAUAUUAUUCCGACAAAAUAUAAGAAACAGGAUCCACUUCCAGAAGCGGAGAAAAUCCCGCUGCCUGAUCCAGGAUUUGAUUGGUCCAAUACUGGGUUCCGUCCAGAAGAUUUAGCUGCAGUAGGAAAGUUGGGCGACGACGGAGGGGCUGAGGGAAUAACCACCGAUAAUCUGGAUCAUGCUGAUGAGCCAAAGAAACUCACUGAAGUCAAGAAAGAACGUGUAAAAGACGUCAAGUCUAUGACCAAGGAGGAACAUGACAUGGAAAAAGAACGACGACUGAUUCACAGAGAGGUUGAACUGUCAGGUGAUCUGCAACCAGAGACUCAAGAAGACUUUGCUCGUUUGUUGAGAAAGGAUCCGAACUGUGCAGAGCUUUGGAUAAGGUACAUCUCUUUCUUCCUCGAAAAAAAUGAUCUCACCAAAGCACGUGCUACAGCGGAACGGGCUCUUACAGUCAUUAAUUAUAGGGAAGAAGCCGAGAUUUUUAAUAUUUGGACAGCAUAUUUGAAUAUGGAAGUGGCAUAUGGUGAUGAAGUUACAACCAAGGAAGUAUUCCAACGAGCGUGUAGCAAUGCGGAUUCGCUCAAAGUACACAAACAGAUGGCCGCUAUUUUUUCGGAAGCCGAUAAAGUUGAGGAAGCGGACGAAAUCUACGAAACCAUGGUGAAAAAAUUCCGUGCGAAUUCAGACGACGUGUGGACGCUGUUUGGUGAACAUUUGAUGUCAACAGAUAGGGCUGAGAAAGCGCGUGAUUUAAUGAAGAGAGCGCUCACUAGCGUACCCAAGCAACGGCAUGUUCCUCUUAUCAGUCGAUUCGCACAAAUGGAAUUUCGCAAAGGGGACCUUGAGCGAGGUUGUACUCUGUUCGAGAGCUUGGUAACAGCAUAUCCAAAAAAGACCGACGUCUGGAUAGUUUAUGCAGAUCUGUGCCUGAAGCAUUCGGGAAUUGAAGCUGCCAGGCAAGUUUUGGAAAGGGCCUGUGCUCUGCCGCUAAGCAUUCACAAACUUCGCCCACUUUUCCGAAGAUGGAUGGAAGCUGAACAACGCCACGGCGAUGAGAAAUCGCGACAACUUAUUCGAGAGAAGGCUGAGAAAUUUCUGGAGUCUAGUCUUGAUGACAUGGGAAACAUUGAAAAUCUCAACAAAAAAAUGGUCACUAGCGACUCAUCGCUAGUGAUCGACUCAUCGUCACCCUAUGGACGGAUUGGUCCAGCUCCUCCCACACCAUCAUCACGCACACAUGCACUAUUUUCUUUGUCGCGGUUCAGGAGCAGGCUUGGCACGGAAAUGAAUGAGAUUAUUCCAAAUCUAUAUUUGGGUAGCCUUCGAGAUGCGACUGAUGUCGACCAAUUGAAAAAGCACAGAAUUCAGUACAUUGUAUCCGUGCACGAUUUGACAGCGCAUCAUCCCGCUCAUGAAAACCUCAAGGUCCUUAAAAUUCAACUCUCCGAUUGCUCCUCCGCUGACAUUUCAUCACAUUUCGCCACAACCAAUCAAUUCAUCCAUAACGCUCGUCUGAAGCAGGCGGCCGUGCUUGUACAUUGUCUGGCUGGUGUUUCGCGCAGCGCCACGGUGGUUGUUGCAUACUUGAUGACACUGUGUGAUAUGUCAUUUUUUAACGCGCUCACGUUCUUGUCAAAAAAGAGGCCUGUGAUCAAUCCAAAUUUUGGGUUUCGGAUGCAGUUGUGUACUUUUGCUGAUCGAAAUAUGUUGGCUGAGCGACAACGACUUCGGGAACAUUUCGGAGCGCUUGCGUUUGACGCACAAUGGGCGGUGGAUAGGGCGGUCACUCGCUCCAAGAGUGAUUUGCUACAUGAUGAAACCCGUCUAAUGCAAGCAUCUGUUCCACUUUCAUUGCCUGCGGCGGUUCCUGUAGCUCUACAAAAAUCUUCUGAAGGUGAUUUCCCACCAAAAUCUGAGUCAGUUCGUGCAGAGAAUGGAGAUAGUCUGAAAACACACCUACUACCUAUUCGAAAAGUGAUCGCACGUGCUCUGCCACUUCCACAGUCUAUGCGAGUUCAGUUGUCCUCUCUUGUACAUAAUCCUUCUGUUCCGGAAUUGGGUUUCAUAGAUGAGUAA
This is a messenger RNA of Necator americanus (New World hookworm), 6426 nucleotides long. RefSeq lists its product as uncharacterized. Gene Ontology annotation, biological process: protein dephosphorylation; rRNA processing. Lineage: Eukaryota; Metazoa; Nematoda; Chromadorea; Rhabditida; Ancylostomatidae. Gene Ontology annotation, cellular component: small-subunit processome; nucleolus. The transcript has 51 exons. Bases 1 to 6426 code for a protein of 2141 amino acids. Gene Ontology annotation, molecular function: protein binding; protein tyrosine/serine/threonine phosphatase activity; RNA binding. The record is from RefSeq and is a predicted model, not a curated record.